AUGGGGAGAGAAAAACGGACACAGCCAGCCCCUCGCGGCACGGCCAAGGAUCGGCACAAGAAGGCUGGCAAGGUCAGCAAGCCCAUCGACCGCAGCGCGCCCCUGCCGCCGGGACUUGUCGCCGCGAAACCGGUCAACGCGAUUGUCAGCAACAAACACCAAACAUAUUUCGAGUUCAUCGAGAAUAAGGAGAGGAAGAAGCCGUUGCUUCUCGAGAACACCACGAACACGGAUCCGCCUCCCGGCAUGCGGUACAUUCCCAUCGGGAAUCCUGAACUGACCGAGCGAUGCCAGGACAUCUCAAGAGAGUUAGGCGCGUCGGUAUACAUUGUGACAAAGGCCAAGAAGGACGCCUCGGACUUGAGCCUGCAAAUCCACCGUGUCGGCUACCACAUUCGCGAAAGCAUUGUGGACCGAGCCUUAGCGGAGCUUGGCUUGACUGACAUUUACGUACCCGAACUCAUCGGCCAAGGUGACGGAGGACUGGUCGAGAAAAUCCCUGAUGACCAACACGAAAUCGACAAACAGGCGGACGCUGCCCUGCGCGAGCUUUUCCCCCGGAUCCCGAAUACCGACCGACAACAAAUCAUCGAUCAUGCCUUCCAGAAAGGGAGACAGUUCAAAGGCGACCCAGUCGUAGGACUCCAGCAAGACCUUUCUCUCUCGCGGCGAGUGCAGCUGGCGGUCCUGGCGCACAUUCGGCACAACCAUACCAGAUAUGACGAGCUUCUUAGGGAGACAACCUGGCACAACGCCAGAAGAGCCACCGAGCAGCUCUGCUUGGACAUCCUCGUCAAGUGGCGAGGUGAUGACGAGAACGGCCGAAACCAACUUGACGAAAUCCUUCGUGAAGUCGUGGUGCUCUCUGACGACUCAGAUGAUGAGGAUUCAGGCGAGGAGCCCGACUCCGAAUCAUCAGAGAUACUCAUUGACAGGCCUCAUAACAUCGGCGGGAUGGCGUUGGCGUCAGUCCCACCCCAGAGUGUCGCCAACAGCCGCAAACGUUUGUCGACAGCGAUGUUGUCUCAUCCAGGAUCCCCGGUGCCCCAUGUGACGCCCGGAACAUCUAGGAGAGUCGCAAAGAGGGCACGCAAACAUGCUAAGCACCGUGAGCGUAACUUCAGCCGAUACGAGGCUGCUAGAGAUGCUGCUUGGGACAACGCCAUGCAGCGGCAGAGAGCGCCCGGCGGUCCUCCGGACCAGCCAGGCGUGGCGGACAGUUCCGCCGGUCACAGCGCAUACCCCCAGGGUCGACCUGUUACACUUGGUGAGAACAGAGCUCCUGUGAAUGAUGGCGGCCGUCCGCUUCUGCAGCCGCGGCUUCUCUCUGGAAAGUCCAGCGGCGACUUCCAUGAGGACAGGCCCCAUAUAGAUGGUCCUUAUGCAACACGGCCAUGGCCCACGCAAUCCCAGCACAUGCCGUUGGGUCCUCCAACGCAGAAGGUAAAUGAAACUAGCAACACUCUCAGUCGCGGUCCCAUGGGCCAUGGGAAAUCGGAGAGUCACAAUCUGCAAGACUUCUUGCAUCCUUCCAUUGAGCCACGAUCGCCUGAUCCUCUGCGGCCUCCACCACGCUAUACCCGUGGCAUGGUGGAGUACACGGAGCGCAGAGGUGACGAUCUGCAGUACCGCUUGAUCUCCCCGUCUCGUGGCCCGGUUGUGCGAGACACGCACCACUUGCAUCGGCCUCAGAUCCACCAGACGUAUCCCGUACAUGCUAGGUCUCCGCAUGUAGGUCAGGACCGGGUUCGCGCCCCUGAGAUGACAUACCACAAUGUGCCACAGGACGCCCCUCGACUUGCUGGUUAUCACCCAGCACGGGACUAUGGCUCUGCCAUCCCAUAUGGUCGUGUUGACAGGAUCCUGCACCAGGAGAGCCAGCACGAGCGACGCCAUGGCAGUGUCUCGGGAGAAAAGGCCAAUGCCAUUAUGAUUGAGGAUCAGAAUGUUCACCAAGACACAGUCUAUCUCCGCACGGGGGAGAGUGUCAGGGACAGAUUUGGCCCUGAUGUCGAGAUACUCACCGUCCGCCGCCCUCGGCGUGACGAUGGCCCGGACCCCCAACGGCCCAUUCCAAAGGAUGAAGGCUUCGUUCGCUUGCGAGAGAACCAACCUACGGAGCCACGGAAUGGGCUGGCAGAGGAGGGCUUCCUGCGACUCAGAGAGCGCACUGUUGUUAGGCCUGGACCUUCAGCCGACCGCCCCCCGCUGACCUUCCGUAUCAUGGGCCCGGAUAUGAACGGGUCGACAGAGCCGGGGCCGAGAGAUUUAUGCAGCGCGACCUUCCGGCGCCUGUAUAUGGCGGAGCGCCAGUCGAACAUCAUCCACAUCAUCCACCACAAGGAGCAUACGGCAUUGCCGUUCAUCGACACGCGAGGCAGAUGCCAAGCGCAAGAGACCCGUUAG
Colletotrichum graminicola M1.001 is the source of this 2406-nucleotide messenger RNA. RefSeq lists its product as uncharacterized. The record is from RefSeq and is a predicted model, not a curated record. The transcript has 6 exons. Lineage: Eukaryota; Fungi; Ascomycota; Sordariomycetes; Glomerellales; Glomerellaceae. The coding region runs from base 1 to 2406 and encodes 801 amino acids.